Perkinsus marinus ATCC 50983 is the source of this 411-nucleotide messenger RNA. RefSeq names its product chaperonin containing t-complex protein 1, delta subunit, tcpd, putative. The record is from RefSeq and is a predicted model, not a curated record. The coding region runs from base 1 to 411 and encodes 136 amino acids. Gene Ontology annotation, cellular component: chaperonin-containing T-complex. The transcript is spliced from 4 exons. NCBI's taxonomy places the organism in Eukaryota, Perkinsozoa, Perkinsida, Perkinsidae. Gene Ontology annotation, biological process: protein folding. Gene Ontology annotation, molecular function: ATP binding; ATP-dependent protein folding chaperone.
AUGGAUAAGAUGAUCCAUGACGGCACUGGGGAGGUGCUCAUUACUAACGAUGGUGCUACCAUUCUUAAGGAAAUGUCUGUGAUGCAUCAUCCCACUGCAGCAGAGAUGCUUAUCGAACUGUCGAACAAGCUGGCAGGGGAUGGUAGCGUUGUAGAGAUAAAUACGACCUCUGUUGUGGUCAUUGCUGAUGUUGCCCAAAAUUUAUUGGGCUGCAGCAUACACCCUAUUACAAUUAGCGAUGGCUUCCUCUCGCCGUCACAGAAAGCUGAGUUCAUUCUUGAGGACAUGAGCAUCUCGAUCAGCUUGGAUGAUAGGGACAGCCUUAUUACCAGCGCUAUCCGCAAGCCUUCUAGCUCCAAUGGCUCACCCGGUGGUGAGGACACUCCAGUGCUCUUCGUUGAGUUAUGUUAG